UUUUCACAUGCUUUUCAUGUUUUUUCUUUUUCAAAAGGAAAGCAAGAUUUAACAAGACAUUUUGUUUUCUCUUUUGUCUUCACUUUUCACCCUCUUUCCCCCCCUCUUUGAUAAAAAAAAAGAAGACCUCAUCGCUGGUACUUCCUACCUUAGUCAUCCCGUCCGUCCUUAUGCGAACAGAUUCUCCUUCCAUCUCUCAAUUGCAACCUCAUGGUCCACCACAAAACGGCUACAGUGAUAUGAACAAUAGUUUGUUUUCGGAUGCAGAGCAGAAACAGCUUCAAACGUUUUUGGAUGGCCUGGAUAAAGACGACGACAUGGAUUCUCCACCCAACAACGAAGCUUUUCGACGUCCCUCUCGUCCUCCAAGUGAGUCAACUCAUUUCCACCGACGCAAAUAUACAUGGGCUUUUUUGAACCAGUCCGUGUUGUUAGAUUCGCCUACCCCUGUUUUGCUAUCAUCUCCUUUCAAUCAAAAUGCCACUUACAGUCAACAGCAAAUUCGUCCAUUACCUGUCACGGAUCAUACCCAUUCAAAAAAGAGACGAACGGGGAGUGACAAAUCAAAGCAAGAUCAGCGGAAAUAUCGAGGCAUUGAAACCGAUGACAACAGCUCACGUCCUCGUAAACUGUCAGGAUCAAGUUCGACCUCGUCGGCGACCGAUCAUUCACGGAAUACCAAAGAAGACUCCGCCGUCGCCUCGCGACCAGGGCGAGGGCGUAAACCACCGCAUGAAUUACUGACGGAAGAGCAAAAAAAAGCGAAUCAUAUUGCAUCCGAACAAAAACGGCGUGCUAAUAUCCGGAUCGGGUUUGAUCAGCUUGUGGAUAUUGUUCCAUCGCUGAGUCAUUGUCAUCGCAGCGAAUCUUUGAUUUUGCAAAAAUGUAAGUGAUUUGUCAUUACCUAAUCAGCAAAACUGUCUUAACGGUAGGGUUGCACCGCAGCGGCCGACUAUAUACGGCAACUCGUCGAUACCAAAAAUACCUUGCGAGAACGCGUCAGAGAACUUCAAACCGUUCUCGGA
Radiomyces spectabilis is the source of this 1025-nucleotide messenger RNA. RefSeq lists its product as uncharacterized. Bases 171 to 893 code for a protein of 240 amino acids. Lineage: Eukaryota; Fungi; Mucoromycota; Mucoromycetes; Mucorales; Radiomycetaceae. Gene Ontology annotation, molecular function: RNA polymerase II cis-regulatory region sequence-specific DNA binding; protein dimerization activity; DNA-binding transcription factor activity, RNA polymerase II-specific. The transcript has 2 exons. The record is from RefSeq and is a predicted model, not a curated record. Gene Ontology annotation, biological process: regulation of transcription by RNA polymerase II.